Messenger RNA from Anneissia japonica, 1985 nucleotides. Its product is annotated as centrosomal protein of 19 kDa-like. Gene Ontology annotation, cellular component: spindle pole; centrosome; centriole. NCBI's taxonomy places the organism in Eukaryota, Metazoa, Echinodermata, Crinoidea, Comatulida, Comatulidae. The transcript has 2 exons. The record is from RefSeq and is a predicted model, not a curated record. Gene Ontology annotation, biological process: trans-Golgi to periciliary membrane compartment transport; microtubule anchoring at centrosome. The coding region runs from base 103 to 600 and encodes 165 amino acids.
GAUCGGCUCAGCCAACUGGAAUCUGCCACUGAUUAUUAUGGCAUCAUUGCAAGACUGUGUCAAGUUUCAGAGGUAUAAUGGCAAGCUAGUCUAGAUCACCCGAUGGAUGUGGCACCAAAAAAAUGUGGGGUCAAACUAGAUCCACCAAUGCUUGUCUUGACAUAUGAAAAUGCUUCAAAGAAGUUGCGAGUAAGGUCAAUGCCGCUCAGGAACUUUACCAAAAACAGCAACAUCCCUCGUUUUGCCACAGAACUAAAGAACAAUCCCAGACACAAGCAAUACCUAGAACAUGUUAGUAAGUUUCAGAUUGAGAAGUUACUUAAAAUUGUUCAGGAGGUCCUGCGUGGCUCAAGUCUGAAUGAGAGUUUAGAUAUUACAAAAAAGGAAUAUGAAAUCGACCCAAAUGAGGAUUUGAAUAAAUUGGACGAUGAGGAUCUGCAACGGAAGAAAACCGCGAUGAAUAACAGUUAUGAGAUGAACCGGAGAAAGCCAGGUGAUCCAGACUAUCAGUACGACAUAGAGGUUGAAUUUCCGGCAAUGAAAAAUGAGGGCAUUGAAACAAGUGCAUGGGAUUCAGGAUCAGAUUUAUCAGAUUUCUGAAGUUUUUCAACAUAUUUGCUAAACAGUUUUUCUUUAAAGAAAAAAUCAUAUGAAAUAGAGGAUAUAAUGUAAAUAACUUGUUUCACCUGUUCACAUAUGAUUUUGCCUGCUUCCAUUAAUAAUCACCAUUAACCACCGAUAAAACCCUCUACUGCCCUCUAUAAUCUUUUAUACCUUCCUACUAUAUUAUUUUCUUUGCUAUUCUGAAAUGAAUAGAUAUUUAUUUUGUAAUACAUAAUGAUGACUUAAUUUUUUUUUUUAUUUAAAUGCAAAUUCAUUCUCAUAUUUAUUUUGUAAUACAUUAUUGUAUAUACUGUAGUUGAAUUAAAUGGUUUUUUUUUGGUUUUUUUUAUUUAAAUGCAAAUUCAUAUUCUCUUGUUAUGUAGAAUUCAUAAAAACCCAUCUGCCAUUUUCUCUUAGUUGGAUUUAUUUUAGAAUAGUUUCUCUUUAUACAGUUUUUCCUGGAAGGUAAUAUUUAUUCAGCUACACAGUAUUUACUGUAAUAUAUCAGAUCUCAAGUUAUGGACACUAUAGUAAUACAGUAUAGAAUGACAAUACUUUUUACAAAAAGAAAUGUUAACAACUUUUGCUUUAGCUUGAGAGAUACAUUUGGGGUACAGUACUUUUAAUUUUUUAAUUUUUUUUUUUGUAGUGAAAAUUUCAGAAUAUUUUGGGUUCAGACUUUGAUAUAAGGCUGCUAAAUUGUUGACUAAUAAUUAAUUAUUAAGAAGUAUUAACAAAAUUAGUACAGCAUUACAUAUUUGAAAAUAUGAUUAUAUAUAUAUAUUUGUUUUUGUAUUUUGGGUGUUGGAUUUUACAGUAUUUGUUAGGUUUAAAUAAUCUUUCUGAUAUAUUACUGUAUAAAUGUUGAACUAGAGUACAAAAUUCAAAUCUGAAAUGAUUUGUUGAAAUAUUGAAAUUUACUUUUUUUUUAUUCAAUAAAAUAUAUAAUAGGAGUUGGUAAGGUAUUUCGAAUACAAUACAUCCACCUAUAGACAAAGUUUUAUUAAUGUGAGGAAAUAUGCCCACAAUAAUAGUGGUUAUAACAUUAAACAAUGUGUUAAGAUAUUAGCAAUAAAUUUGCUGUGUGUGUGCUAAUACCAUGCAUAAAGUGUGCAAUAAAUGCUCCACAUAUUUUUGUUUAAGGCGAUUUUGAUGUACAAGAAUUUUUUCAAUUACAAUUUAAAAUAAAGUGUUUUUACAAUGAUAACAUUUUCCAGAAAUCGAAUGGUUACAGUAUGUUCUUUAUGAUGAUGUAUUGUUAUGUUUAUUUUUAAGAUCCGUGUUAUGCUGACAUCAGCAUUGUAUGUGUGGGUAUUUUUAAACGCUGUGAUGACAUCAGCAUUAUUUCUCUUAUGUAAAUAAAGUGUUACUAAUGAACUUGA